This is a messenger RNA of Coffea eugenioides, 423 nucleotides long. RefSeq lists its product as uncharacterized. The transcript has a single exon. The record is from RefSeq and is a predicted model, not a curated record. The coding region runs from base 1 to 423 and encodes 140 amino acids. Lineage: Eukaryota; Viridiplantae; Streptophyta; Magnoliopsida; Gentianales; Rubiaceae.
AUGUAUCACCAGAAGAGGUUAGACAGACUUCUAAUCAAUGGGGCAUGUUUGGAACUUUCCGCAGCCAUUUCUGUUACUCAUUUGGCGAGACAUCCUUCGGAUCACGCACCAUUGAAGAUUUCGUUUGUAUCUCGGUUAGAUAAUAAACCACGGCCUUUCCGUUUCUUGAAUGUCUGGAUGACUAAACCAGAACUUUUGGAGGUGAUUAGAAAUGCCUGGGUUCAAGAAGUUAAUGGGUCUCCCUUCCGGGUUUUAUGCUCUAAAUUAUUGGCAACGAGGAGGGCUAUUCAGGCUUGGAACAAGCACAGUUUUGGAAAUAUUUUCAAAGCUGUUCAAAAGGCUGAAGUUGCGGUACAACUAGUAGAGGAGGUGGCAGAUCAAGAUGAUACCGAGGAGAGCCAAGUUGCGCUCAGGAAGGCUUAG